GCUCGGACUGUCUCAUCCGUCCCGUAUUGAGGCGCUGGGGGCGGUUGGGCGGCCUGAAAGCGAUGGUGAAAGCGGGGCCGUGAGGGGGGCGGAGCCGGACCGGACCCGCAGUCGCGGCAGAAGCGGCGCCGCCUCCCGGAGCGCAGACCCAGGAAGCGGCCGGGCAAGCAGCAGCUACCGGCGCGCCGCCAUGGAGUUGAGGGUCGGGAACAGAUACCGGCUGGGCCGCAAGAUCGGCAGUGGCUCCUUCGGAGACAUCUAUCUCGGCACGGACAUUGCUGCAGGAGAAGAGGUUGCCAUCAAGCUUGAAUGUGUCAAGACCAAACACCCUCAGCUCCACAUCGAGAGCAAAAUCUACAAAAUGAUGCAGGGUGGAGUGGGCAUCCCCACCAUCAGGUGGUGUGGCGCCGAAGGGGACUACAACGUCAUGGUGAUGGAGCUCCUGGGUCCGAGCCUGGAAGACCUCUUCAACUUCUGCUCAAGGAAAUUCAGCCUCAAAACUGUUCUGCUGCUUGCUGACCAGAUGAUUAGUCGUAUCGAAUACAUUCAUUCAAAGAACUUCAUCCACCGAGAUGUGAAGCCAGAUAACUUCCUCAUGGGGCUGGGAAAGAAGGGCAACCUGGUCUACAUCAUCGACUUUGGGUUGGCCAAGAAGUACCGGGAUGCAAGGACCCACCAGCAUAUCCCUUAUCGAGAGAAUAAGAAUCUCACAGGCACGGCGCGGUAUGCCUCUAUCAACACACACCUUGGAAUCGAACAAUCUCGAAGGGACGACUUGGAGUCUCUGGGGUACGUGCUGAUGUACUUCAACCUGGGCUCUCUCCCCUGGCAGGGGCUGAAGGCUGCCACCAAGAGGCAAAAGUAUGAGAGAAUCAGUGAGAAGAAAAUGUCCACUCCCAUUGAAGUGCUGUGCAAAGGCUAUCCCUCCGAAUUUGCCACGUACCUGAAUUUCUGCCGUUCCUUGCGCUUUGAUGACAAGCCUGACUACUCCUACCUGCGCCAGCUCUUCAGGAAUCUGUUCCAUCGCCAGGGCUUCUCAUACGACUAUGUGUUCGACUGGAACAUGCUCAAGUUUGGUGCCAGCCGGGCUGCAGAUGAUGCUGAGCGGGAACGCCGGGACAGAGAGGAGCGAUUGAGACACUCCCGGAAUCCAGCCACCCGUGGCCUCCCUUCUACAGCUUCUGGCCGCCUGCGGGGGACCCAGGAAGUGGCCCCCCCCACGCCCCUGACCCCUACCUCACACACGGCGAACACCUCUCCUCGGCCCGUCUCCGGCAUGGAGCGAGAGCGGAAAGUGAGCAUGCGGCUGCACCGCGGGGCCCCAGUUAAUGUCUCCUCGUCUGAUCUCACGGGCCGACAAGAUACCUCUCGCAUGUCCACCUCACAGAAUAGCAUUCCUUUCGAACACCACGGCAAGUAGCUGCUCGUCUGCGUCGGAAGGCAGCACUGGAUUCCUGGUCGGGUGGCUUCCAGUGGUCUUCAGUCUGUCGUGCACCGAUGAGAACUCUCCUUUUUGCUGUGAAGGGCAGACAAUGCAUGGCUGAUCUACUCUGUUACCAAUGGCUUUACUAGUGACACGCCCCCUGGUCUAGACUCGAAAUGUUCACGCCGGGAGCUCUCCAGGCCACUCACCCAGCGACACUCGUGGGGAAUCCAAAUACAGACUAAAUGGACAGGCUCCAAGAGCUGCCACCGCCAGGGGCUGGCACCGCGGCCCCUACAGAAGCUCAGUUACUACAGGGCUGGGAAGACGAGAGAGUGUGGGCGACAUUGCAGAGACCCCAACUCCCUGCCACGAGCCUCUCCACCCCUCCAGUGGUGGCCGACCUGCGCUCCCUGCGAUCCCACUGCGACUACCAGUCUUCUUCUACUUGGUUAAGACAGUUUUGUAUCAUUUUGCUAAAAAUUACUGGCUUAAAUCUGUGUAAAGAAAUCUGUCUUUUUAUUGUUUCUUUCUCGUCUGUUUUUGCGGUCUUAAGAAAGAUGUUGACUUUUACAGACUCCUGAGACGGACACUGGCCCACUGUGUCUGUGGGGAGUCAGGAGGGGCACAGACACCAAGGAAGUGUGUUUUGGUUUCUGUUUUCUUUGUUGUGUUGUCCAGUCUGGCAAGGGAACGUUUCAUCAGAAGCUCUGUGUGUGUGUGUGUGUGUGUGUGUGUGUGUGUGUGUGUCAUGUGCGCGUGCGUGCUUGUCACAGCCCUGCAGCCUGGUUCUGGCCCGCUCACCCUUCCUUUCUGUAGGCUGAAACACCUGCUGUGUUCCGAGCACUGGAAAUCGCGGCUACAGAGCCAGGAUGGCCAGUGUAUCACACGGAGCAUUGUGCCUUCUGCUCAGAGGCUGCGAGGAUGUAGAUACUCCUAAGAGUCGGGUACAGAGGCCUUGUGGGCCCAUAGGACAUGGGUCUGGAUUAAAGAGGAGCCCAGAGUAUACUGGGGACCCAGAUUAAAGAGGAGCAUGCGUUUUUGAUCUCUGACUCAGAGACGCGGGGGUUGUGUAUGGUGUUUUGGUAGUGUUUGUUGCCUUCAUGAAUUUGGGAAGUUUCUGAACAGACUGUACAGACUGCCAUGCAGAUUGACACUCGGUCUGUGUCUUUGCCUGCUCAAAGCCAGGGAGCAGGUUGUCCUGGGUGCCAGGUUUGCCCAGAAAGGCCACUAGCUAAAGGGACCCCACCCAGAGGUGCCAAGAGGCAGGUGACUGCCCACCUAAAUCUAGAACCUUCACCUACAGAAAGUUGUGAUGCCACGUGCUUUGUACCCUUCAGCUGGAUGUCUGUGGGGAAGCUAUGGCUGCCCGGUGGGCCAUGCUGCUCUGACUCUGGCAGGAUUCUCAGAUGUUCUUCCCCACCUGUGGCUGUGUCCACCACGUGUACUACUCCAUGGAGAUGGCAGUGGACCUAAGCAACCAUUUAGAUACAAUACAGUGUGGGUGGGACCACCUCCAUUUCUGCCAGCAUAUGGAGAAAGUUCUGCCAGGGCCCAGGUGCCCUUGGAGGGGCUAAUGGUGCCACCGUGGAUUUUCCCUCCCAACCCAGAGACCCCUAGCACAGAACUUUGGCCCUGGGGCCACUGCUGCUGUGUGGUGGCACAUCAUGGGGUGUAGCCCUUUGCUGCCCUAGCCAUCUGUCUGUCUGAGCCUUUGGCUGCUCCUCUGAAUCCUGAGCUGGUUCCUCUGCUAAUACUUAGGGGUGUAGGGUCAUGAGCAGGAAGGCUGUGUGUCUGUGUGCAUUAGGAGCUCAGGUGGGUCCGAUGAGGUUGAAGUGUCCAUGGUUGUGAGCCCCUUGCUCGGUCAGUGUUGGGCUCACCCUUUCAGUGAGCGGGUAGGGGUGGCAGCAGCCUUAUACACAAGCCCAUUGUAAAUAGCCAUGGUCCCCAGCAGCGCCAGCCUCCGAAUACUGUGCCGCACGCAACUUGAAGCUGCCGGCUGCUCUAGGAGUGGACCCGCCUGGGCCCCCGAGGGGGUGGCUUGUGACAUUCUUGCCCGUAUUUAAUCCCCAUCACACUUACAGGAAACAUAGUUAGAAUGUGUGUAUCAACCUGUGUCUUGGUGACCAGUCUCUGAGCUGUGCGUUUGUACUACCACUGUAUUUGUGUACUUUAACAAUUGUGUAAAUAAUAAAUUCAUAAUGACUUCUA
This is a messenger RNA of Cavia porcellus (domestic guinea pig), 3634 nucleotides long. It is a transcript of the gene Csnk1d, whose product is annotated as casein kinase 1 delta. The record is from RefSeq and is a predicted model, not a curated record. Gene Ontology annotation, cellular component: nucleus; spindle microtubule; cytoplasm. Gene Ontology annotation, biological process: non-motile cilium assembly; peptidyl-serine phosphorylation; endocytosis. The transcript is spliced from 10 exons. NCBI's taxonomy places the organism in Eukaryota, Metazoa, Chordata, Mammalia, Rodentia, Caviidae. Gene Ontology annotation, molecular function: ATP binding; protein serine/threonine kinase activity. The coding region runs from base 191 to 1420 and encodes 409 amino acids.